Messenger RNA from Cotesia glomerata, 984 nucleotides. RefSeq names its product trypsin-2-like. Bases 96 to 896 code for a protein of 266 amino acids. Gene Ontology annotation, biological process: proteolysis. Lineage: Eukaryota; Metazoa; Arthropoda; Insecta; Hymenoptera; Braconidae. The record is from RefSeq and is a predicted model, not a curated record. Gene Ontology annotation, molecular function: serine-type endopeptidase activity. The transcript is spliced from 3 exons.
GAGAAAAUGAAAAAUCCAUAUCCAUCAAGUCGUAUAAAUAGACAACAUUUUCAGAGCAGCAACAGUAAGCAACCGACUAUACUGGUAGAAGGAAAAUGUUCAAGUACCGACAAGUAUUACUCAUCGCAACCAUCCUAGCCGUUGGAAUGGUUAACGCAAUUCACUGGUUUCCGAUGAUGAACCCUUUAACUCCUAACGGUCGGAUUGUCGGUGGAGAGCCAACAGAUAUAAGAGAAGUACCUCAUCAAGUAUCUCUCCAAGCUUACGACUUUGCUUUCUGCGGUGGUACGAUAGUCGCCGAAGAUUGGGUGCUUACUGCAGCUCAUUGUGCAGUUUACUCAGCAAGCAUAAUGACGGUUCGUGCAGGAACAACAACAAAAGGCAGCGGAGGAACUAUCCAUACAGUAACCAAGAUCAUCACCCACGAAAAUUACACAACAAACCGCUACGGGAUCCCAAUAAAUGACGUCGCACUGAUCAAACUAGCUACGCCCUUCGAAGUCGACGAGUUCCGGCAACCAAUCGACCUCUUUGAAUUAAAAGAAGAAGCUGUUGAGGGUAUUCAAUCAACGAUCACUGGAUGGGGUGCUACUGUUGAAGGUGGUUCUACACCCGACGUUUUGAACACCGUUGAAGUUCCAAUAAUAAGCAAAUCGGAAUGCCAUGAUGCCUACAUUUCUUUCGGAGGACUUCCAGAAGGCCAAAUCUGUGCAGCUUAUCCAGAAGGUGGCAAAGACGCUUGCCAGGGUGACUCCGGUGGUCCACUGACUAUUGACGGUCGGCUAGCUGGAAUCGUUUCUUGGGGAAAUGGAUGUGCUCGUCCAGGAUACCCUGGAGUUUACACUGAAGUCGCCAGUUUUCGCGAUUGGAUCGAUAUUAAAAUAUCUACCAUGUAACUUGCUAACAAUUACAUGGAAAGAUUUUGGCUGUUGGUCUUUGAUUUGUAAUUCAUUUUGUUAAUAAAGCAUUAUUAGAAAAAAAAAU